CGGCGGGCGGGGAUGGCGGAGCAGUGGGAUCUGGACGAGGAGGGCAUUCGCCGCCUGGGGGCGCUGACCCUGGAGCAGCCGGAACUGGUGGAGUCUCUUUCAUUGCAGGGAUCUUAUGCUGGAAAAAUCCAUUCCAUUGGCGAUGCCUUCAGAAAUUUUAAAAAUCUCCGAUCCUUAGAUUUAUCAAGGAAUUUGAUCACUAGCCUAAAGGGUAUCCAGUAUUUAUGUUCACUCCAAGACCUGAAUUUAUAUUAUAACAACAUCCCUUCAUUAGUGGAAGUGUCCCGUCUACAGCCUUUACCCUUCCUCAAAGAACUAGAUUUGAGACUCAAUCCUGUUGUAAGGAAAGAUACAGAUUAUAGGCUCUUUGCUGUGUAUACGCUGCAAACUCUGGAGAAACUGGAUGAUCGAACUGUACGUGACAGUGAGAGGAAAGCUGCCAAGCUGCAUUUUAGUCAAUUGGGCAACAGUGAAAAUUUUCUAUUAGAGGUGGAAAAAAGCUCUAGGGUGAAGACAACAAAAAACUGUGUGACAGAUGAGGGUUCUGCAUCAAAAGUCAAUACUGAUGUUGACACCAGGAUUGAAACAGACUCAAACAAAGGAUUUUUUAUUCCCUUCCCCAACCGAGAAAUAAUAGAGGAUUCGCUAACCAGUACUUCUGCAACCCAGGGCAAUGGUACACCAGGUCAGAAAUCAGAUACUCUCCCACUGGGGACACAGAUGCAGGAAGUGAGAAGGGAGAUGCCAAGCGACAACCACCAGGGAGAUGAAUUCAGACAUUACUCUCCUCGGCAGUCUGCAGUCCGGUCCCCAGAGAAGAUGACUAGAGAUGGAUACCGAGUAUCUUUUUUGGACAGUAAGCCAUCAGUUUCUUCUCCAGAAAAGGACUUGAUACCAACACCUGAUACUUACCAACUUAUCCAUGAUGACUCAUUGGGUAAACGUCUGGAUGUGGGUGAUUCCAGCCAGAUCCAUCCCUAUCAGUUACCUUCCAAUGUUCUGGAAAAUUAUGAUGGUCAUUUUUCUCAAACUCUACCCCUGCAUGGAAAUAUUAGUAAAAGGCCUCAGAGAAGCAAGAAUUACCGAGAAUACAACAUGAAGCCUUCAAAUGACAUGAAGGCCACUGUAUCCCAUUCCUGUGGAGACUUACUGACUUCUCUGUCAAACCCAGACUCCAGCUCUGGAAGGCUUUUGAAGCUUAGUUCAGAUCUGUAUGCCACAACCCAUUUCAACAGUGACCCUGCUUUGCUGGUCAAUGUCGAGCAACAAUUAUCUAGCAGCCUUGGUGAUUUAACACUAACACAAGGAUCUUUCUCAAACAACUCAGUCCUGGGAAACUCUCUUCGAAACCUGCUGUUGCCCCCUGGGACUUCAGAAGACAGAGAAAUUCUGACCAAGGGGUCAGUAAGCCCAUCAAGGAGAGGAUUCAAGAGGAAGGACAAUAUUCUUGCCAACCUGAAUCCAAAGCAUGGUUUCCAAGAUGCAGCAGGCAUCGAGCCUCUCUCUAGUGACCUGGGCAGUUUGCAUGGUUUGCCAGGAAACCACAGUCCCCCGAUCUCUGCCAGAACCCCCCAUGUGGUCACUGUCCUCAGACAGCUCCUGGAGCUCGUGGAUAAGCACUGGAGUGGCUCUGGCUCCCUCCUUCUCAACAAGAAGUUUCUGGGUCCUGCCCGAGAUUUGCUUCUGUCUUUGGUUGUCCCUGGUCCUCCUCAGCAGUGGUGUCGCUGCCAUCCUGAAGACUCUGGGAAAACCUUCCACAGGAGGGAGAGUGAACUGAAAGAGACUGGGCAGCUGGUCCCUAAUGACAUGGAAAGUUUGAAACAAAAACUGGUCAGAGUGCUGGAGGAAAACCUCAUUUUGUCAGAAAAAGUUCAGCAGCUGGAGGAAGGUGCUGCCAUCUCAAUUGUGAAUGGACACCCAUCCCCCACACAUGAUGAUCUUCUGCGCAAAAACCAACAGCUGACCAUGCAGGUGGCUUGCCUGAACCAGGAACUUGCCCAGCUGAAAAAGCUGGAGAAGACAGUUGCCCUUCUUCACGAAAGUCAGAGAUCCCUGGUGGUGACUAAUGAGUACCUGCUGCAGCAGCUGAAUAGAGAGCAAAAAGGUUAUUCUGGGAAAGCACUGCUGCCUCCUGAGAAGAGCCAUCACUUGGGGAGAUCGUCACCCUUUGGGAAAAGCACACUGUCUUCCUCCUCACCAAUGGCACAUGACACGGGUCAGUAUCUAAUACAGAGGGUCUCAGAAGCUGUCCCAGAGCCUAGUUUGUGGAGCUAGCACUGAACACCUUCACCGCCACCUCCCUCUCAUCCACAGAGGGCUCUUGGUGCCAUCGUCACAGUGUGGUGGUGUCUAUCCCCCAAAGAUAAAGAAAAAGCUUGUUCUGAUUA
This is a messenger RNA of Castor canadensis (American beaver), 2387 nucleotides long. It is a transcript of the gene Lrrc36, whose product is annotated as leucine rich repeat containing 36. Gene Ontology annotation, molecular function: protein binding. Lineage: Eukaryota; Metazoa; Chordata; Mammalia; Rodentia; Castoridae. The record is from RefSeq and is a predicted model, not a curated record.